Molecule: messenger RNA, 630 nt
Organism: Plenodomus lingam JN3
Lineage: Eukaryota; Fungi; Ascomycota; Dothideomycetes; Pleosporales; Leptosphaeriaceae
Source: RefSeq, a predicted model, not a curated record
AUGGCUGGAUACGAUCCUAUUGCUGUCAUUGGCCUAUCGUGUUGCUUACCUGAAGACGCCGCCUCACCAGAGAAGUUUUGGGAACUUUUGGUACCGUAUCAAAACGGGGUUCGUGAUGGAAUCCCGAUGCAUUCCACCAUCGUGGAAAAGACAAACUCCAUAAACUUCCAACAAAGGUGCCCAUUCUUGACUGAAGAUGUUAUGUCUUUCGAUGCCACCUUCUCCAACACGAGCCAAGCCGAGGCCACGGCAAUGGAUCUACAAGAGCGCUUCGCACUGGAAUUGGCGUAUGAGGCCUUUGAGAGUGCUUGGCUACCAAUAGAAGCUGUAUCCGGCACCAAAACAGGGUGUUUCAUGGGCUCUUCAACGUCCGACUACCGCGACACUAUCGACCGAGAUCCCGAUUCCAACCUCAGGUACACCCUGACCGGGGUCAUCACAGAAAUGAUUGCAAAUCCUACAUCAUGGUAUUACAAACUGAAGGGGCCCAGCAUGGUGAUACAAACGGUCUGUGGCGUCAAUUUGAUGCUCAACCCUGACAUCUCUAUUUAUCUGAAUAAUAUGACCAUGAGUACUAAGGAAGGCCACUGCAAGUCCUUUGAUGCUUCCGGGGACGGCUACUCGCGUUGA